AUGGCUUCCACAUCGUUUGGUAACGAGAACUCGGGGACUCAGGUGGGGACCAACCAUGGUCCGAUAACUCAGAACUAUUUCUCAUCUGGUGAGAGACCUGAAGCCGUUUUCAAGCCAGGCAAUAUUACCUGGAAGCCACUUUCCGGCUCAGACCGACGAGAGACCCCACAGCAGAAUAUAGACAACGAGGUGCUUAAGUCACUGGCAUUCCCGCAGAUGCUUGACAGGAGGGAUAAUAUCGAGCCGUGCCACACGAACACCUGCAAAUGGAUCUUAGACCUGGAAGAGUACCAGCCCUGGAGGAGCCAGUCCCACGGUCUGCUAUGGAUUAAGGGCAAGCCAGGUGUAGGAAAGUCGACCUUGAUGGUAUUUCUGCACGACGAACUCCAAAUAUCAGAUGACGACCGCCCUGGUAUUCGCCUCGACUUUUUUUUCACCGCUCGGGGUACAGAGAUGCAACGUACACCACUAGGAAUGCUGAGAUCAUUAAUGAACCAGCUUUUCGAUCGCGAUCCGACUGUACGUCCUCAGAUACGUGAGAAAUACGACCGGCGAUGUAAGCAGUUUGGGUAUGGCGAACGUCAGUGGGAAUGGCCACAGGUAGUGCUAGAAGAAUUACUAGCAAGUGCUAUUCUAGAAUCAGCCAACCAGCAGCACGUGAUGGUUUUUGUGGAUGCUCUUGACGAGGCUGGGGCUAAAUCUGCUGAGCAGCUGGCAGGAUAUUUUCAUCGCCUCGUUAAUCACGCCGAGAAAAUGAAACUAUGCAUCCAAGUUUGUAUCUCAUGUCGACACUAUCCUAUUAUGGAAAGUGGACAGGCUAUAGAGAUAAAGGUCGAAGAUCAUAAUAAGCAAGACAUUGCCACAUAUAUCCAAGAUAAACUUAUCAAGACAGAGGCCAAAGACAACGCCAGCCAGAAGAUGAGGGAAAUGCUAGUCGAGCAAUUGACCCAGCAAGCGAAUGGAGUUUUCCAAUGGGUUCAUAUUAUGAUUCCCCUCAUCGAGCGGAAGGUUCGUGAACGAGAAUCGCUACACGACAUCAGUUGCUGGUUACGCGAGGUCCCAGAUGGCCUGGAAGAUGCUUACGUGUAUAUUUUGAACAACGUGAUAGAGAAGAGCAACCGCGAGCAGUCAUUUCUGUUCUUUCAAUGGGUAUGUCUGGCCGAGCGACCCCUGACCGUGACUGAAAUGCGGUACGCAUUAGUGGCGAAGAACGCCCAAAUAACAGCGCGUCCGAAGAGGCUGGAAAAGAUCUAUGGAUUCAUCGAAAGCAAUGAAGAUAUGCUGCAAAGAAUCAAGGCGCUUUCUGGUGGACUAGCCGAAGUAGUGCCAAGCGGGGAUAACAAUGAGACUGUACAGGUAGUACACCAGUCGGUCAAUGAUUUCUUGCGCAAAAAAGGGCUCAAAGCUUUGUGUCAUAAUAUCGGCAUAAGCAUGUCGUCCAUGAACGAGAAUAAGAUUCUUUCUCAAUGCCAGGCAACUCUCUACCGAUCGUGUUUAGUGUAUCUUGCAACAGUUUAUAUACUGGCGGGACCCAGCGGGUUUAAAGGAACUAAAGAGGGCCUUAUCCAAGAAUACUCGUUGAUUCAUUAUACUACUACGAACCUAUUUAUUCAUGCGGAAAAGGCUGCUGAGAUUCGUUCCGAUGUUCUACAGGACUAUGCCCACCAAGAGGCACAACACUGUUACAUAUGGCUGCUGCUGCCAACCUAA
Penicillium hordei is the source of this 1710-nucleotide messenger RNA. Its product is annotated as ATP-binding protein. Lineage: Eukaryota; Fungi; Ascomycota; Eurotiomycetes; Eurotiales; Aspergillaceae. The transcript is spliced from 3 exons. Bases 1 to 1710 code for a protein of 569 amino acids. The record is from RefSeq and is a predicted model, not a curated record.